CUUGUUUCACCGAGAUGGUUGGCAUUUCAUGGCUAGUUUUCAGGGGAUGACAUCAUGAGCUGAGAUACUGAGAUUUUGUUCUAUCAAUAACAUUGGUGUAUAACGUACACCCAACACCUUCAGCCUUGAAUAUAAAAUAACUCAACACAAGUCCUUUUUUGUUGGUGGGGAGGAGGGGUUUGCAUAAAAUAGUUUUCUUUUUGUAUGGGCACUCAACAUAAGAGUUUCCGUGCUAUGCAGUUGUCUUAUGGCCUCCUUCUGCUACUCCAAUGUUAUACCCAUUGCCAAUACAUGGUGAGGCCUCAAACCAUAGUUCUGUUGCUUUAGAAAACCCUAAUUUUUCAACUUAUCCAAGAGCAAAAUGUGCAAUGGAGCACUCGCAGAAGGUUGUUCUUCAUGCUAGUGAUGCACUUUUAUUCCUGAAGGCUGGGCAGGACCAAGUGCUACAUAAGACCACUUCUACUAUAAUGGGGGACAUGAAGAGGCAUAUAUGUGAGCUGCCUAGUAUUGAAAAAGCAGAUCAUCGUGGCAAUGAUUUGGAUCAGGCUUGUGAGGAAGCAAAUUCAAAAGAAAAAGAAGUGCAGCAGAAGAAUCUGUUGCAGGACCUAGAACCCAUUGCUCUUCAGGUGCUUCAUGAAAUUGUUUCUCUGGUUCAUGACUAUAUUAACAUUUCUGAUCACAGCCAACUACUGCAAUCGACUCUGAUAGAUGAUUCUGCUGCUAGAGUGAAAGGUUUUGAACAGCAGCCAAAGAAAUUUUUAAAUCCUAAGAUACUUCUCUUAAACAUCAAGUUGGAACUGAAAUCUGAGAAAGAAAAUGCUGAGAUAAGACUUUCAAAUCCUUCACAAUAUCAGUCAAUAGUUGAUGCUGAAUGGAAUAUCAUAUAUGACAAGUUGGACAAAUGUGUACAAAGUGGGGCGAAAGUUGUUCUUUCAAGGCUGGCUAUUGGUGAUCUAGCCACACAGGAAGCCCUUGAUGAUAUUGAGUUUGUAAGGAGCCCUUGAUGAUCAAAUUUGGUGCUAGAGCGACUAUAGGAGAUGGAAGGAUUGCUUCUUUCAAGUGGCAGGCACCUAUAGUUAGUAGAUUCUCUGCAAGGGGACCAGAUUUCAUUGACAAAGACAAAAAUCUUGCUGAUAUACUUAAGCCUGAUAUUCUUGCUCCAGGGCACCAAGUUUGGGCAGCUUGGAGCCCCAUUAGUGCUUUAGAACCCACAUUAAAGGGAUACAAUUUUGCACUAUUGUCUGGUACCAGUAUGGCAACACCCCAUAUUGCAGGAAUAGCUACACUCAUCAAGCAAUAUAAUCCUUUGUGGACUCCAUCAAUGAUAGCUUCUACAAUUUCAACCACAACCAACAAGUAUGACAUUAAUGGAGAACAUAUAAUGGCAGAAGGAUCAGAUAUAAUGGAGAACAUAUAGUAGUUGACUCCCUUUUUUUAUUUAUAAAAUUUUGUAAAUUUAAUUAUGUUGUAGCAAAAGACAUAAAAGUGUAGUGUGGUGAGCGUGCUGGAGUGUAACAUAUUUCCAAGGCUUGAAAGCAAUGCCAUUAGAUAAAUGCUUUCAACUUAUCAUUACAUUUAUUAAUGAUUGCAUAGUU
Quercus lobata is the source of this 1595-nucleotide messenger RNA. RefSeq names its product T-complex protein 1 subunit eta-like. The coding region runs from base 270 to 1004 and encodes 244 amino acids. NCBI's taxonomy places the organism in Eukaryota, Viridiplantae, Streptophyta, Magnoliopsida, Fagales, Fagaceae. The record is from RefSeq and is a predicted model, not a curated record. The transcript has 8 exons. Gene Ontology annotation, molecular function: ATP binding; ATP-dependent protein folding chaperone.